Messenger RNA from Oryza brachyantha (malo sina), 1473 nucleotides. Its product is annotated as mitochondrial prohibitin complex protein 2. Lineage: Eukaryota; Viridiplantae; Streptophyta; Magnoliopsida; Poales; Poaceae. Gene Ontology annotation, biological process: mitochondrion organization. Gene Ontology annotation, cellular component: mitochondrion; membrane. Bases 118 to 984 code for a protein of 288 amino acids. The transcript is spliced from 5 exons. The record is from RefSeq and is a predicted model, not a curated record.
UCCGCCUCCUCAACAAAACCCCCCAAAACCCUAGCCUCCGCCGCCCGCCGCCGCCGCGCACCUCCUCCUCCUCCUCCUGCUCCUCCCCCGCCAGGCGAUUAACCAGCUCGAGCGGCAAUGAACAUCAAGGGCGGAGGCCGGGUCCCGGUGCCCCCCGCUGGCGCCGGCACUCUCGUCAAGCUGGCGGUGCUCGGCGGCACGGCCGUGUACGCCGCCGUGAACAGCCUCUACAACGUCGAGGGUGGCCACCGCGCCAUCGUCUUCAACCGCAUCCAGGGAAUCAAGGACAAGGUGUACCCUGAGGGGACUCACUUUAUGAUCCCAUGGUUUGAAAGGCCAAUCAUUUAUGAUGUCCGCGCUCGUCCCAAUCUUGUUGAGAGUACUUCUGGAAGCAGGGAUCUCCAGAUGGUGAAAAUUGGUCUCCGUGUCCUUACAAGACCCAUGCCAGAGAAGCUACCAACUAUGUACAGGACUCUGGGGGAGAACUUCAACGAGAGAGUUCUGCCUUCAAUCAUCCAUGAAACACUUAAAGCUGUUGUCGCUCAAUACAACGCUAGUCAGCUAAUCACGCAGAGAGAGACUGUGAGUAGGGAGAUAAGGAAGAUACUGACUGAGAGAGCCAGGAACUUCAAUAUUGCCCUUGAUGAUGUGUCUAUUACAAGCCUGAGCUUUGGAAAGGAGUUCACUCAUGCCAUUGAAGCUAAACAGGUUGCUGCACAAGAAGCCGAGCGUGCCAAGUUCAUUGUUGAGAAAGCUGAGCAAGACAAGAGGAGUGCAAUUAUUAGGGCACAGGGUGAAGCUAAAAGUGCUGAACUGAUUGGUCAAGCUAUUGCAAACAACCCUGCUUUCCUUGCCCUCAGGCAGAUCGAAGCCGCAAGGGAGAUCUCUCAUACGAUUUCAUCUUCAGCUAACAAGGUGUUCCUGGACUCCAAUGACCUCUUGCUCAAUCUCCAGCAGCUCACUGUGGCAAACAAGAAGAAAUGAAGUCACUCUGGCCCCAUGUUCUAAGUUAUUAGCAGAUGUCACUUAUACCAGACAUUGGGAGGAAAACUUGAUCCCCGAUGUAGUUGCACUAGUGGUCAUUUAUGAUACUGAACUCGGCUGAGUGACUGAACUUUGGCAACCGGCAAACUUUUCUGAACUUUGCAGGUUUCAUUUGACUCUGCUAGUCCUUGAGGAAGUUCAAUAAGAAUACAUUCUGUUUGAAUUGGGAUCCUCUGCUCCGUACAGCCUGUGGGGUCUACUUGUCAGUGAGCAGUACUACAGGUGCAGUACUGCAGAGGAGGAUAUGCAUCCUGUUCUGUUUUUAAGGUUCUCAAUUUGUGAUGGAUGGGUUAUUAUUAGAGAUCGCUGUAGCCCUAGGGAACUGUUAUAGCUAUUGACCAAUCUGCUAUGUUCACCAACAGCUACAGUCAUGUUGAUUAUGUGCUGGACGUGAAGUUUAUUGUUCACAGCUGAAGUAAUGUCAAGAAA